AUGGCUUUAAAUUUACAUCAAAAGAGGUUAUGGCAAUGCGCUUUUAUGAAAACCCGUAGUUAUUGUGAGAACAAAUCUAUUUAUCAAAGAGAUGAAGAAGGUAGAAAACCUCGUACAGUUCAUGGAAAACCGUAUCCUGAAUGGCGAAAGCCAUGGAUACAACGAGAGGGAGAGUGGUAUAGUAAAUUAUCACUUUUUGUUGAAAAAAAUCCAAGCAUGCAAAUACUUAAUGCAAUGCAGCAAAUACCAGAUUUAAAUAUGCAAAAAGUAAAGAAUUGGUGGGCAGAUAUGAAGGAAAUACAAGAAAUCGAGAAUCAGAAUUACAUGCCUCAAAGAGUUGCAACACUGGGAACUAAUUUAGCCGCAGUGCACUUUUUUACAUACCGAAAAGCAGCAGUCAGACUGAAAGACUCAAAGCAUUGGAUUAUCGGAGACAUUACUACACUGAAAUUACCGGACCGUUUUGUGGAUGGUUAUUUUGUAGAAGCCAUUGACUGUACUAACUUUCAUCACAAUGGCAUCCGCUAUAAUGGAUUAAAAAAUUUGGCUGGUCUUAAUUAUCUAAAAUGGCUGUCACUACAAAAUAAUAAACAUAUAGAUGUUUGGUGUCUUGAUAGAUUAGCAGGUCAAAAUGGAGAUACAUUGGAGUUUUUAAAUAUUACUGGAUGUAAGCUAUGUGUUGGUUCAGUCAUAGCUCUGUCUAGAAUGUCUGCUCUCAGAUUUUUGGUUAUAUCAGAUCCUGGCAAUAAUGUUGAAGUACAAACAGCUUUAUCAAUGCUUGAACAAGAGAAUCCUGAUCUAAUAAUAAAAAUUUCUGAAGAUGAAAAAAUUAACUAG
This is a messenger RNA of Parnassius mnemosyne (clouded apollo), 837 nucleotides long. Lineage: Eukaryota; Metazoa; Arthropoda; Insecta; Lepidoptera; Papilionidae. The record is from the annotation of a GenBank genome assembly.